CCUGCAGGGGAUGAGGCAGUGGUGGGAGCUGAAGUCUUUGCAUUAUGACACUGUUUUGUUCUUCAAAAUGGGGAAGUUCUACGAACUGUUCCAUAUGGAUGCUAUAUUAGGGGUGCAGGAACUUGGUCUUAUAAUGAUGAAGGGAGAACAAGCCCACGUUGGGUUUCCAGAAAUAGCUUAUGGACGGUACUCAUCAACAUUAAUUGAAAAAGGCUACAAGGUGGCCAGGAUAGAGCAGACAGAAACUCCAGAGAUGAUGGAGAAGCGUGUCAAAAGUAUGACUAAACCAACUAAAUUUGAUCGUGUUGUCAAGCGAGAGGUGUGCCAAAUUAGCACCAAAGGAACACGUGUUUACAGUGUCCUAGACGGGGAAGCCUCAGAGUCAUCAACUUCAUAUUUGUUAGCAUUAGCAGAAAGGUCUACAAGAGGAGCAGGUGAUGGAAGUGAAUUGGGUGUAGCAUUUAUUGAUACAAGUAUAGGGACAUUCCAUCUUGGACAGUUCACAGAUGAUCGUCAUGUGUCUCGUCUUCGUACCCUCAUGGCACACUAUCCACCUGUUCAGUUGAUAUUCUGGUUCCUUCCAGAAAAGGAAUUCUGGACAAGUAGCAAGACACUCAGUUUCCUGGCCGAGGGAACUUACUUCAAAGGGGAGGACUCUUCCUUGCAGUGGCCAGAAGAACUGAAAAAUCUAUUAGAUGAAAAUGAUACAUUAGGCUUAACAGCUCAUCCACGUUAUGAAUUGGCUGUGUCUGCGCUUGGUGCUCUUGUUUGGUAUUUGAUGGAUUGCCAUUUAGAGGAACAGUUGUUAACAAGAAAAUUGUUUUACUCUUUACAACCCAGUGGAUGUUGUAGCUGCCGAAGAAAAGGCAAAUAA
Macrobrachium nipponense is the source of this 874-nucleotide messenger RNA. RefSeq names its product DNA mismatch repair protein Msh6-like. Gene Ontology annotation, molecular function: ATP-dependent DNA damage sensor activity; mismatched DNA binding; ATP binding. The record is from RefSeq and is a predicted model, not a curated record. The transcript is spliced from 6 exons. Gene Ontology annotation, biological process: mismatch repair. The coding region runs from base 11 to 874 and encodes 287 amino acids. Lineage: Eukaryota; Metazoa; Arthropoda; Malacostraca; Decapoda; Palaemonidae. Gene Ontology annotation, cellular component: nucleus; MutSalpha complex.